UGGCACGAUAGACUACGACAACCAAAAUACUGUAAAUCCACCACCAUCCAAUAAGGACUCUCAGAGCCCAAGGAUUUGGCAAUCGAGUUUCAAAACAUUUAUACGAAACAAUGAGAUUAACAAAUUUAAAAAGUUUAAUAAAUGAUUUACCAAAAGGUCCUUUGGAUAAAUACAGACAAUUGGCUAGAUUUGAUUGGAAAUUACUUAAAAUAAAUUUAACCGGGGAAAAAGAUUUAGAACUUGAGAAUAAACUCUUCUCAUUUAUAAGGGACAAUUCUGUAUUUAGAAAAAAUUUAUCCAAGUCUUUAACAUUAGAUGAAAGUCAUAGACUUUGUACAGCUCAAAUUAAUGCUUUACUAGACAAUGAUAUUAAUCCAUUUACAUUUGGAAUUACCUUAAAUUUACUUGCUCAAUAUGAUCCGUCAACAAUAGUCAAACUAAGUAUUAUGCAUGGUAUGGUUCCAAAUGUUAUUUUUACUUUAGGUACGAAACGCCAUGAAGAUCUUAUCACAAAAAUCUCCAAUCGGGAAUAUUUAGGCUGUUUUGCUUUAACUGAAAUAGCGCAUGGUUCAAAUGCUAAAGGUAUGAGGACUACUGCAACAUAUGAUGUUAAUAGAAAAACAUUUUGUCUACAUUCAGCAGAUUUUGAAGCUGCAAAAUGUUGGGUUGGUGGUUUAGGUCAAUCUGCAACACAUGCCAUUAUUUUUGCACAAUUAAUUACUCCUGAUGGUGUAAAUCACGGUCUUCAUUCUUUUGUUGUACCUAUACGAGAUCCUAAAACCUAUUUACCAUUCCCUGGUGUAACUGUUGGAGAUUUAGGCGAAAAAAUUGGACUUAACGGAGUUGAUAAUGGUUUUGUUAUGUUUAACAAUUAUCAUAUUCCAUAUACGUACUUGUUAAAUCGAACAGCCGAUGUUACUGAAGAUGGACAAUAUAUAUCACCCAUCAAAGAUAAAAAUAAAAGACUUGGUGCGACAUUUGGUUCAUUGUCAUUAGGACGUAUCAUGAUUACGGGAUUAUGUUCGGGUCUUUUAAAUCUUGCACUAGUUAUAGCAUUACGAUAUUGUGCGGUAAGAAAACAAUUUGGUCCAUCGGAAAAUGAAGAGUGGCCUGUAAUAGAAUAUCAAACACUGCAAGGUAGAUUGUUCCCGCAUUUGGCAUCGGCAUACGCAAUACAAAUUUUUUACAAAAAAUAUGGCACGAAAAUACAAGAAUUUCAAAUAAAGCUUCUAAGUAAGGAAAAUCCCGAUGAAAUUCAUUUCGAAGGUAUGGAAAUACACGCUUUAUCUUCUGUUGUGAAACCAUUGUGUUCGUGGAUUUCACGAGACGCUAUUCAGGAUUGCAGAGAGUCGUGUGGUGGUCAUGGAUAUUUAAAAAUGUCACGUUUAGGAGAUAUACGAGCUGAUCAUGAUGCAAAUUGCACUUAUGAAGGUGAAAAUAAUAUACUCAUUCAACAAUCGAGUAACUGGUUAUUAAAUCAAUGGUCUUGUAUUUUGAAUGGACAAACUAUUUCAUCUCCGCUUGGAACAAUAGAUUUCUUACAAGAUAGUAAAAAUAUCCUAAAACAAAAAUUUAAUUGCAAGACAAUUGAAGAAACGAUGAACCUUGAAAAUUUAUUAUUUUCAUUCAAAUGGUUGGUAUGUUAUUAUUUAAAAAAAACAUAUAAACACGUACAAAGUCUCAAAGAAAACGGGUGUACCGAUUUUAUGGUGCGGAACAAUUCACAAUUAUUUUUUGCGAAAACAUUAUCUCUUGUAUAUGGAGAAUACGUUUUAUUAAAAACUUUUGUCGAAUGCAUAAAAGAAUCAAAGUGGAGAAAGGAAGAAUAUGAGGUACUCAGAAAGUUGUGUUCAUUAUUUGGUUGUACGAUUUUGGAAAAAAGAUUAGUGGAUUUGUAUGCUGGUGGUUAUGCAUCAGUUGAGAGUCACAUGGAUGAUAAAUUACGACAAGGAAUUAUAAUGUUAUGUAAAGAUUUAUUGGUAGAUGCUGUGGCUUUAGUUGAUGUAUUAGCACCACCUGAUUAUAUUAUUAAUUCACCCCUAGGAAUGGCUGAUGGAAAUGUAUAUAAACAUAUCCAAGAGAAGAUUUUUGAAGAUAAGGCGAAUUUAGAACGUCCUAUAUGGUGGGAAGAAAUAAUACGAUCAAAAUUAUGAUAAAAAAACUUUUUGAUAGAAUUCAUUUUCAUACAUUGCCCGGCCAAUUUAUAAAAAAUACCCA
Messenger RNA from Polistes dominula (European paper wasp), 2217 nucleotides. Its product is annotated as Acyl-CoA oxidase 3. Gene Ontology annotation, cellular component: peroxisome. Gene Ontology annotation, molecular function: pristanoyl-CoA oxidase activity; fatty acid binding; FAD binding. Lineage: Eukaryota; Metazoa; Arthropoda; Insecta; Hymenoptera; Vespidae. The record is from RefSeq and is a predicted model, not a curated record. Gene Ontology annotation, biological process: fatty acid beta-oxidation using acyl-CoA oxidase; lipid homeostasis.